GGGCGGCGGGCGCUGAGCGGGCGAGCGGAGGCCGCGGCGGCGCUGCGGGGAUGUGACUCGGGCCGAGGGCCAGCAGGAUCGCCGGCGCUGCGGGGCCGCGGGGGUCGAGGUCGGACAUGGCCAUCGACUAUUGAAUUGAAAGAACCCUUAAAGACAUGCAGAGCAGAACAUUCCACGGAUCAGAGAGAAAGAUGAGAACCCACCAGGUGCUCCCUUUCCUCCUGCUCCUGGUGAUCGCCUCGGUGGCCUCUGAGAACGCCAGCACGUCGCGGGGCUGCGGGCUGGACCUCCUCCCUCAGUACGUGUCUCUGUGCGACCUGGACGCCAUCUGGGGAAUCGUGGUGGAGGCGGUGGCCGGGGCGGGCGCCCUGAUCACGCUGCUCCUGAUGCUGAUCCUCCUGGUCCGGCUGCCCUUCAUUAAGGACAAGGAGAAGAGGAGGCCCAUCUGCCUGCACUUCCUCUUCCUCCUGGGGACCCUGGGCCUCUUCGGGCUGACAUUCGCCUUCAUCAUCCGGAUGGACGAGACCAUCUGCUCCAUCCGCCGCUUCCUCUGGGGCGUGCUCUUCGCUCUCUGCUUCUCGUGCCUGCUGAGCCAGGCGUGGCGCGUGCGGAGGCUGGUGCGUCACGGCACCAGCCCGGCCGGCUGGCAGCUGGUGAGCCUGGCGCUGUGCCUGAUGCUGGUACAGGUGAUCAUCGCCACCGAGUGGCUGGUGCUGACGGUGCUGCGGGACACGAAGCCGGCCUGUGCCUACGAGCCCAUGGACUUCGUCCUGGCCCUCAUCUACGACAUGGUCCUGCUGGCCAUCACGCUGGCCCAGGCGCUCUUCACGCUGUGCGGCAAGUUCAAGAGGUGGAAGCUGAACGGGGCCUUCAUUGUGGUCACCGCCUUUCUCUCCCUGCUCAUCUGGGUGGCCUGGAUGACCCUGUACCUCUUCGGCAACAUCAUGAUGCGGCAGGGAGAGGCCUGGAGUGACGCCACCCUGGCCAUCACGCUGACGGCCAGCGGCUGGGUCUUCGUCGUCUUCCACGCCAUCCCUGAGAUCCACUGCACCCUCCUGCCGCCCCUGCAGGAGAACCCACCCAACUACUUCGACACGUCGCAGCCCAGGAUGCGGGAGACGGCCUUCGAGGAGGACGCACACCUGCCGAGGACCUACAUGGAAAACAAGGCCUUCUCCAUGGACGAGCACCAUGCAGCUCUUCGUACAGCAGGAUUUUCCAAUGGCAGCUUGGGAAAAAGGUCUGGUGGUGGCAGCAUGGGCAAGAAACCCAGUGUCACUACGGGGAAGAAACCAGGUAUCGGCUUGGGAAACCAACCCAGCGCUCCAUUUAGAAGCAACGUGUAUCAGCCCACUGAGAUGGCCGUCAUGCUCAAUGGAGGGACUAUCCCAACCGCUCCGCCAAGUCACACUGGAAGACACCAUUGGUGACAGACUUUUCAGUUCCAGAGAAUAAGAAUCUCUUACCGAUUUUAUUCCCUGGCGUGUCUUUCUUGAGGGAGAAAUCAGUAACAGUAGCCGACCCAGGCCACCUCGCAGCCAGCCAGGAGAUGUGGAUAUCCCAGCCAAGGGAUUUUGUGUAAAUGUGAACCCGGAUGAACUGAUAAAGCUAACACUGACGGCCCUGCCUCCCCCGACACACACACACACACACACACACACACACACACACACACACGCACGCACCAUGCUAAACCAACCUAUCUCUGCACACUGAAGUAGAGCUCAUUGCAAAUAGUAGUAGGGCUCACUCAGAGAUGCGGCUGGGAAGAGAGGUAGAAUAAAAUGGAAUUGGGCCUGGUGGAAGUUGAUUUCAUAUGGCGUAGGUGGGUGGGGAGACCUCCCAUCACCCCUCUCCAGCAAGGGCUGGACCCUAGGGGGCCUCCUGGAAAUUACCUCGCUACUGAGGACAACUCCAGGCACAUUCAGAGCUUAGGAGGCUGCUGUGCAAGUGCUAAGCUGAGCCCACCUAAGCACAGGGAGUUUCAUAGCCAGUGGUGGUGGAGGGAUGCUGGCACGCGCCAAGGAGGACGACGUUCUCUGGGUCUUGAAGUGGCCAACGCGCUGAGAAAGUGGUGACUGACCACUGUUCCUUCUGGGCCUCCUGCUCUAGCACCCAAAGGAAGACAAGGCCCUCCCUUUGCCUGUCCUGAGCAAGCAGUGGCACCUAUUCCCGUAACCAUCUCUUUUUCCUGCGCUUGCAGAUGCCCCCUCUAAGUCCAUUCCCAAUUGUAUUCCCAGAUCCAUGUCAGAUGCUCAAAUGCCAUCUGCCCAGCUUGAACACCCCCAACACCACCCCCCCUUGAGAAGACAGGUUGGAAGGCCAGGUGCCACAGCAGCCCUUCUGUGACCAUGUCCCAUCACCCCCCAGUCCCCAUGGGAUGGAGAGGUGUGGCAUUCGUCCAUCCAGCAAGUUGUUUUCCACAGCCGUUGGGAAGGUUCCAGGGUUGAGUGAACCACACCAGGGUUUCUUACUUUUGGAGGGGGUAGGAGGGUGUUUGCACCUUGGGUUUUUUGUUGUUGUUUUCUUUUUUGCUGGUUUCAUGAACAUGGCUGUCUCCAAGCCCAUUUUGCUUCUGUGGUGGCACCAUCUGUCCUGAGCAAAUCAUUCCUCUGUCGUUUGGCAUUUCCCACACCCCAGCCAUUCAAAGCCCUGUGUUCUGUGCACUGUUUGGCCAGCAUAAUCGCCAGCCACCCAUUCAAGGCAACAGAGUGUUUCACCUGUCGGCGUGGAGUGUACACACAAGGGAGGGGCCUUCUGCAUCUAAUCACUACGUUGCUUUUUCUAUACAACUACCCAUACGCCUUUAACCUUUAAAGAAAACGGGGGGAAAAAAAGAGUGUUCGGGGGAAGGAGGACUGGACUCCUUCAGAAGCCAGUACAUCUGAGCAGAGUAUGUUAAUAAACCUGAAUAUUUUUUUUCCUCAAGGCCCUAGUCUUCUGCUGCGUCCCCUCCCUACCCAACCCUGCCGGUCCCUGCCAGACUUUCUGGGGAGAUAAAGGCCACAUGUGGCCAUUGUGUAGUUUUUCCUGACCGCUAGUAUCUUUCCACGCAUGGGGACAAGAAAGCAUGGCACUGACCUGUUACCCCUGCCCGACCUUCUAGAACGCCUCAAGCAUGGGUUUUCUUUUAGAGAGCUCCCUCUGCCCCAGGCUCUGCCAUGGGAUAAGCAGAAAACUGGGGGUCCUGGGUAAGGAGGGAGCGCAGCUCAGGUGGGGCUAAGGGCGGUGCAUGUAGGCCCAGCGUCCUGCAAGUGUGAGCACUCGCUGGGCGCCUGGGGGCUGUGGCCCGGCGGAGGCAGGCUCUGCCAGCAGUACGCCUUCCCUGCCAGGAGAUGGUUGCUCAGCCCCGCUGUCUGGAGUCCUUUGGAGCUUUCUGAUGCCAUCCGUGACCGGGUCGCCCAGAUCCCCUCCUUCCUUGCAGAAGGGGGGAGUUCACCCCCAUCACAAUGGAAGUGAGCACAGGACAAAUGGCUAUCGGCAGAUCACCUCUGAGCUGUGGGAAAUUGCUUGAGACCUUUAGGGUAUUUAUUUUUCCUUUUCAAAUCUCUUGGUAGGUUAGUGCAGCCUCUGGGAUUUUUUUUUGUUUUGUUUAUUUUGGCUUUUUUUUCCCCUUUAGGACCAGGGUGAGCUGAAUGUUCUCAGGAUGGGAGGAGGUGGGAGUGAGGGCACCCAGAGAGAUUUGCUAUUUUUGUGAUGAGUUCAAAGUUCAGUCCGAGGAGUACCAGGAGCUGCUUCUCAUCUCCCAGAGCCUGUGCUGGCAGCACCCCCCCCCCCACACACACACACAAAGUUAAAGUACAGACUAGCAUGUCUCUUUAAGAUCUGGUGUGUAAACAAAUUGGGGGGGGGGGGGUCCGGGCUACCAGAGCAGCAUCUGUGAAUAAUCCCCAAUUGUAAGCACAAAUCUUCACACAUCCGGUUAGUGACUCUCUUUGGGACUAUUCCAGAGCCACUCCUGUCCCUUUUAGGAAGCUUGUUCAAUCUUGGGAUGCGGGGGCCCAGAGAAUGAGCUCUGAGAUUUUACCGUUUAACCAACAGGGAGGUCCGUGUGUGCCUCCUGAGGGGCGGGGUGUCAAUUCUUGUUGAAAGCUGGUUGUCCAGAGCGCCCCACCCCCAGCACAGAUGCAGUCAGGGCUACGGAACAAUUGUAGAGUAGGGACGGCCUGGGUUAGCCAGGCUGAACCCCAGAUGAAAGGAGGCUCUGUGGCUUUGACAGGCGAAGACGUUAGUAAAGACGCCAGCUGAUGAGGUUCUCGGCAGGUGCUUUUUCUUAAUUGAUCAAGAGCUCAGGCUCGUUUUGAUAGAUAAUAUAUAUUUAUUAAGAGCAUUCACGUGUGUUUUAUAAUGUUCCUUAAUUUCCCCUUUGCUGACUCGCAUAUUCAGAAAAAUAAAAAAGCAUUCAAGAAGCUUCAAGACAA
Molecule: messenger RNA, 4421 nt
Organism: Perognathus longimembris pacificus (Pacific pocket mouse)
Lineage: Eukaryota; Metazoa; Chordata; Mammalia; Rodentia; Heteromyidae
Gene: Gprc5b
Product: G protein-coupled receptor class C group 5 member B
Exons: 5
Coding region: 156-1430 (424 amino acids)
Biological process (GO): G protein-coupled receptor signaling pathway
Cellular component (GO): plasma membrane; intracellular membrane-bounded organelle; signaling receptor complex
Molecular function (GO): protein kinase binding; protein kinase activator activity; G protein-coupled receptor activity
Source: RefSeq, a predicted model, not a curated record